AUGUCGAAACUAUCCAGCAGCCUCAAGGCUCUGAUCAACGCCCCGGGUGCGCGCUCAAAUACUGUCCCUGCCCCUCGCAAUAUACGCUCCGUGUACCAAAAGAUUCAGCAAAGCGCUCUAGCAAACAAUGUUUCUUCACCGUCAUGGCUGGCUUUGUCGACAGCCGCCACGAUGACUAUGAAUUCUCCCGAUUCCCUCGCGAUCUUGUUUCAAUUGGUUGCAUCGGCUCAGACAGAGGAGGAAAGCGUAGCCACAGCAGAGCUAAUGCGUGAGGUGGGGCUGAAAUGCAUCAGUUUCAACGGCAUCCCGCGGACGAUCAACUGCCUCAAUGCUUUCAAAGCGAGCUUGCCCGAAGCCGUCAGCAAGAAACUAUCGCGUACUCCGACUCGAGUCCCGGACCCGGGGAAUAUCAAUGAGAUUGGUAGGCGCGGCCGAGCCUUGUGGGACUCCAUCUACCGGCCCUAUGAAACCAAGCUUGUCAACAAAUUGGCGGAUUCGCAUCCUGAUCUGCCUGUCCAUAUUUUGAACAGCCAUUACGGUGCGCUAUUAUCGGAUCCUGCUAAGCGGACUACCGGUGCGAACGCUGGACGCAUCGUGACCUCUAUUGUCGCGAUUUCAUGCCUGCGUGCGCAGUCGGGUGUGGGACCGCAAGUGACAUCGCAUGUGUUUGGUCUGCGAAAGGCAAUCGAAGAUGGGUCAUGGGCUGACGACGUCGAAACUGAGCAAGGUGCCCUGUGGCUGGCAAGUGAUGAGGGUAAUACAUGGAUACUGGCCAGCGUGGAUGAUAUCGUCCAAUCGAUCAGCGAGGGCGCGGGGUCAAAUUUUGCGCCGCUCAGGACCUCUAAGCUUUGA
Messenger RNA from Aspergillus lentulus, 852 nucleotides. RefSeq names its product dol-P-Man:Man(5)GlcNAc(2)-PP-Dol alpha-1,3-mannosyltransferase. The record is from RefSeq and is a predicted model, not a curated record. Lineage: Eukaryota; Fungi; Ascomycota; Eurotiomycetes; Eurotiales; Aspergillaceae.